Molecule: messenger RNA, 1032 nt
Organism: Corythoichthys intestinalis (scribbled pipefish)
Lineage: Eukaryota; Metazoa; Chordata; Actinopteri; Syngnathiformes; Syngnathidae
Product: ribonuclease P protein subunit p25-like protein
Exons: 2
Coding region: 111-737 (208 amino acids)
Biological process (GO): tRNA 5'-leader removal
Cellular component (GO): ribonuclease MRP complex
Molecular function (GO): RNA binding
Source: RefSeq, a predicted model, not a curated record
GGCGGAAGUGACGCAGCGGUGCGGCGGAGCACGUUAGCUUUCACUGCAAACAUGUAAAGAAAAAGAAUCAGAAGAAAGACAACAAAACAUAAACACUAAUUUGCACCCAGAUGGAGAACUACAGCAAGGUCCGCAGCGUGGAGCAUCCGUCUGUAUGUCCUUUCAGCGUGCCCGCCGAUACACCGGAGGUGCGGGUCAAAGAUGGCAGCAAGAUCCGUAACCUGUUACGCUUCGCCCUGGGCCGCAUGGAGGCCAAACCCAAGGUAGACGAGGAGGGAGAAGAGGUAAGCGAGGCAGACCGCGGUCCGCCGGGACCUCCCGCCCGGCCCCUCUGCCGCCAGCUGGUGUUCACGGCGAGCGGCAAGGGCGUAUCCAAAGCUAUCACGUGCGCCGAGCUGGUAAAAAAGCGCAUUCGCGGCCUUCAUCAGCAGACCUCGUUGGCCAGCAACACGCUAACGGACGUGUGGGAGCCCCUGGAGCCGGCCGCCGGCCUCGACGGCCUCACCGUCAGCAGAAAGCUGCCCGUCAUUUGGAUUCUCCUUUCUAAGGACCCUCUGGACCAAAGCCUUCCCGGGUACCAAGCGCCCGGACGCUGUGAUAACUUGUGGCCCGGUGAGGAGAAAGAAGAGGCGGGGCCGUACAAGAGGAAGAGGGGCACCGGCAGAGGCGGGGGAGGCAGAGGAAGGGGUGGAGGGCGCCACGCGGGACGUCCUCGGGACAUUUACGCACCAUGCUGAUAAAAAAAAAGAAAAAAAAAAAACAUUAUGAGUGACUCCUUGUAAUUUGGCUGCCAAAAAGGAGUUAAAAUGAAUGCAAAUACAGAGCCUCAAUUUUUUAUGUUGACAGUUUGGACCCAAAAGUCAAUGUCAGACUUUCCGCUAGAUGGCGACAGCGAGCUUCCGAAAUCCAACAUUUAUGUUAUUUUGAACGCCUUACUGGACAGUGCAUAUACAAUAAAAUACAUCAUGUGAUUAAUCAAAAUCUGGCCGGCAUAUUAAUGUUCUGUGACUUAACUUUGGUUUCUGAUGUCAU